AUGGCGCGUACUACCAAUACCGGUCCGGAGACCGCUCAAGGCGUCGACGGUGGCCGACAUGGAUCGACCGACUCGACGGUCUACAAUGAGGAAGGUGGCAUAACAACCCCCGAAAGUCAGAUGCCAAAGGUCGACAUGGCGCAUGCGGCGAGCUUGCGCCCGUCCAGGCUACAUGGCAAGCCAUUGCUUGUCAUGGUCAAUGUGCUUGCCGGUGUGGCCUUUGUCACGUUCGGAUACGACCAGGGUGUCUUGUCAGCGCUCUUGACGCUGCCUUCGUUCAUCCAGACCUUCCCGCAAACGGCGGACGGAUUCAACGGUCAACAGGCGGCUGUACUUCAAAGUUUCCUCGUCGCUUCCUACCUCAUUGGCUGUUUCUUCGGUGCAUUGGUGAACCUGUGGCUCGGCGACAAGCUCGGACGGAAGAAGACCAUUGUCUGGGCCGGCAUUGGGCUGAUCGUCGGUACCGGUCUUCAAGCGGGAGCGGUCAACUACGCUAUGAUGAUUGUCGCUAGGAUCUUUACUGGAAUCUUCAACGGCCUUCUGACUUCUACUGUCCCGACGUAUCAGAGUGAAUGUGCCAAGCCUCACCGGCGUGGCCAGCUCCUCCUCCUCUCCGGCAGUCUCAUUACUUUUGGUAUCAUGUGUGCCUACUGGAUCAACCUUGGAUUCUACUUUGUCAACGGCCCAAGUUCGUGGCGUGUCCCCAUCGCCCUCCAAUGCGUUUUUACCUUCACCAUGCUUUUCCUCUUCUGGAUCUUCCGCCUCCCCGAAUCCCCUCGAUGGCUUGCCUCCAAAGGCCGACACGCCGAAUGUCUCGCUGUCCUUGCCGCUUUGGACGGCAAGACCGUGGACGAUCCAGCUGUUCAAAAGAUCUGGCACGGUAUCGUUGAUGCGGUCAACCAGUCUGCCGGUGAUUUCCAGCUUGGCGAGCUUUUGACACACGGCCGGAGCCAGCAUUUCCGGCGGACUUUGUUGGGCAUGGGGUCACAGUGUUUCCAGCAGAUCACGGGUAUCAACUUGAUCACUUACUAUUUGACCAGUGUGCUCGCUCAGAUGGGUAUUACCGCCGAACUCUCUCGUGUAUUGUCAGGGGUGAACGGGACUGUCUACUUCCUCACCUCGCUCUUCGCCAUCGCCAUCAUUGAGCGCGUCGGCCGUCGCCCUCUCAUGAUCUGGUGCGCCCUCCUUCAAGGCUGCACCUUCAUCGUCCUCGCCGGUCUUUACAACAGCGUGGAGCAAGGAAAUAAGGGUGCGCAGGGCGUAUCAGUCUUGUGUCUCUUCUUGUUCAACACGUGGUUCUCGGUCGGAUGGCUCGGGAUGACUUGGCUGUAUCCGGCCGAAGUGACCCCGCUACGUAUCCGGGCGCCCGCUAACGCGUUAUCGACGGCCACAAACUGGCUCUUUAACUUCUUUGUCGUCAUGGUCACAGGACCCAUGUUCAACUCUAUCCGAUGGGGAACCUAUGCCUUCUUUGGUGCCCUCAACUUGGUGAUAAUCCUGCCCGCUAUCGUUCUUUUCUUCCCUGAAACCAAGAAGUACUCUUUGGAAGAGCUCGAUCUCAUCUUCGCCUUGGCACACGAGCAAUCCGCCAACCCCGUCAAGAUCUCCCUGUCGGGUGAUAUUCCCGAGGCUGGUUCGGCCGAGGCAGAGAAGAUCCUGGGCGGGACAGGUCAGCGGGGCGAUCCGGAGCUACAGAGUGAGGAGAAGACUAGCUCGAAAAAGAAGGGCGGCGGCAGGUUUGGAAAGAAGGACCAGGAGAAGGAGAAGGGCACGGUGCAGCACUCGGAGGAUGUGGGGAGGAUGGCGUGA
Molecule: messenger RNA, 1809 nt
Organism: Dioszegia hungarica
Lineage: Eukaryota; Fungi; Basidiomycota; Tremellomycetes; Tremellales; Bulleribasidiaceae
Product: putative sugar transporter
Exons: 13
Coding region: 1-1809 (602 amino acids)
Biological process (GO): transmembrane transport; carbohydrate transport
Cellular component (GO): membrane
Molecular function (GO): carbohydrate:proton symporter activity
Source: RefSeq, a predicted model, not a curated record